Messenger RNA from Zymoseptoria tritici IPO323, 488 nucleotides. RefSeq lists its product as uncharacterized. The transcript has 2 exons. Bases 54 to 254 code for a protein of 66 amino acids. The record is from RefSeq and is a predicted model, not a curated record. NCBI's taxonomy places the organism in Eukaryota, Fungi, Ascomycota, Dothideomycetes, Mycosphaerellales, Mycosphaerellaceae.
UUCAACAUCCGCCGACACAACAAACAAUCCUCACCAAACGACAAGACCAAACCAUGCAGCUCUUCCAGCUCGCCUUUGUGCUCAUCACGGCUUCGACUGCGCUGGCACAGAGGUUCAAUUGCGACAGCGGGUUGGGCUACGGUGCACACGGCAAAUGCUUCUGCAACCCACCGCAAUACUGCGAUUCGGCGAAUCCGUGCGUAGCCGGCGCAUGCGAAGACCGACCUGAUCAACAAUAUGCCUUCUGCUAUUAAUAAUGGGAUGGAUGGAUGGAUGGAUGGAUGGAUAUCGAGGCAGCAGCAUCAUGGCGAGAUCGGCACACGAGCCAUAGCCGCCUGCGGGAGAUUUUGGGAAACAUGGCCGCGCAGUCUGGGAGGAUGAGGAAGGAAUCUGAUCGAACGAGCUCUGUCUCUUUUUGUCACCUUCUCUUGCAAACUUCGCCUGGAGAGAGAGAGAGAGAUAUCAAUGUAUCGAUCAGUAUCAAAGCG